AUGAAUAUGCAGCUUAUGAAGGAGCUAUGUGGAACUGUAGAGCUGGACAAUUUGUCAAACAUUUAUGAUAGUUGCAAUCAUCUUGAAGUUACAGAAUAUGUUGAUGACAUCUAUCAGUAUUAUUGGGUUAUAGAGGCACAGAAUCAGCCUAUCAAAAACUACAUGGAGACUCAGAAGGAAAUAACACCCCAAAUGCGUGGCAUAUUGAUCAACUGGCUUAUUGAAGUCCAUUUGAAAUUUGAUUUGAUGCAAGAAACUCUAUUUCUCAUGGUUACACUCCUGGACUACUACUUAACAUUAGCAAGGGUCAAGAAGAAUGAUUUGCAGUUAGUUGGCCUUACUUCACUGUUGUUGGCAUCAAAAUAUGAGGACCUUUUCCAUCCGAGGGUCAUGGACUUACUAAGCAUCUCUGCAGAGUCAUACACAAGAGAUCAGAUGCUGGAAAUGGUGAGCAUGAAUCAUCUUUAAUUUCGUAAAACGGUCUGUU
Messenger RNA from Nicotiana tabacum (common tobacco), 487 nucleotides. Lineage: Eukaryota; Viridiplantae; Streptophyta; Magnoliopsida; Solanales; Solanaceae. The record is from RefSeq and is a predicted model, not a curated record.